GCCGCUUCUUUAGAGUGCCAUGGCACGUACUAAACAAACCGCCCGUAAGUCCACCGGUGGUAAAGCCCCCAGGAAGCAGCUGGCCACCAAGGCGGCCAGGAAGAUCAAUAAUUNCCGUCGGUACCAGAAGUCCACGGAGUUGCUGAUCCGCAAGCUUCCUUUCCAGCGUCUGGUUCGUGAGAUCGCUCAAGAUUUCAAGACUGACUUGCGUUUCCAGAGUGCUGCUAUCGGCGCCUUGCAGGAGGCAAGCGAAGCAUACCUGGUGGGUCUGUUUGAGGACACCAACUUGUGUGCCAUCCACGCCAAACGUGUCACCAUUAUGCCCAAAGACAUCCAGUUGGCCCGUCGAAUCCGUGGAGAGCGCGCUUAAACUCUCUUUAUUAUUUACUCUACUUUUUUUUUUAUUUGUGUGUGGAGGAAUAUAUGGGGGUGGGGUUUGAUGUGUGGGAGGGUUGGGUGGGUGGGGCAUCAGGGUUCUUACACUCUUGACUAUAAAUGCCUGUGUAGUUAAGUUUAUUUUUGUAUUUUUUUUUGGUAGUUGUGGUAGGGGAGGGGUAUCUUGUGGUUCAAGUUGAUAGUAGGGGGGGCAGCGUCAGAACAUUCCGGGAGCUCCUCAGGGUUUUAAAGUUUGUAUUUUAGACUUUCAUAUGCCUCUGCCUAGUCUGCAUGCUCCAUGAGUUAGAAUGUCCAUUUUAGUUCUAUCAUUAUUAUAAUAUUGGGUUUCUCUUCUAUUGUGGCCAUUUGGUUGUAAAUAAACUUUCCACUACCUCAA
Sinocyclocheilus grahami is the source of this 772-nucleotide messenger RNA. RefSeq names its product histone H3.3-like. The record is from RefSeq and is a predicted model, not a curated record. The coding region runs from base 20 to 370 and encodes 116 amino acids. NCBI's taxonomy places the organism in Eukaryota, Metazoa, Chordata, Actinopteri, Cypriniformes, Cyprinidae. The transcript is spliced from 3 exons. Gene Ontology annotation, cellular component: nucleosome. Gene Ontology annotation, molecular function: structural constituent of chromatin; protein heterodimerization activity; DNA binding.